AUGGGCUCGCCUCUAUCUGGAUUAAUUGCCGAAGCGGUUUUGCAGAGGCUUGAGCGGCUGGUCUUCAGCUCGUACCCCCCAAAAUUCUGGGCCAGAUACGUCGACGACACUUUCGUUAUCAUCAAAAGGGGCGAUGUGCAGGCUUUCAAGGCACUGUUGAAUUCAAUCUUUCCCGACAUCCAGUUUACUAUGGAAGAAGAGCUCAACAAUCAGCUGGCCUUCCUUGACGUACAAGUGACAAAGCUGGAGGACGGGAAGAUAAGGACAGCGGUCUACCGUAAGGCAACUAACACCAGGCGAAUCCUCCACUUCAAGAGCAACCACCCCGUUGGUCACAAACGCAGUUGUGUCAGGACCCUCUUCCAACGCGUUCAAACAUACGGCAGCGACGACAAUGGGAGGAAGGAGGAGAUUAAGUACUUGCACGCCCUAUUUAAAGCCAACGGUUAUCCCAAGUCCUUCAUACGCAAGUGUCUUAAGAAGCCCCACCCUGAGCGGUUGGACGGAGAAAACCCGAAAUUUUGGCUCGCAAUCCCUUAUGUGAAAAACGUGUCAGAGGCGACGGCAAGAAUCCUGAAGCCUUUCGGGAUCGGAGUGGCUCAUAAGCCAGAGUCAACAAUCAGACAGCAAAUAGUGAGACCCAAAGACCCGCUACCGGUGACAGAACAAUCAGCGGUGGUCUACAGCAUACCAUGUCAAAACUGUGAUGCGAGGUAUGUUGGUGAAACGGGCAAACGUCUUGGCACAAGAUUGCAUGAACACCAGCUUGCAAUCAAUCGCAAGGACAAGCUGUCUAUGGUUUAUGGCCACGUCAAACAGCAGAACCACAAUUUCGCCUUUGAAAAGGCAAGGGUAAUCGGCCGAGCCAAUGAUAAGAUGGCCAGACUGGUGCUCGAAAGUUGGUCCUCGACUGGCACACUCAACAGAGCCAUAGAUCUGCAUCCCGCCUAUCAGGCGCUACGUACAAGGCUCGAGUCAGUGCGGACAAGGCCAUCAGGACAGUCGAGCAAAGUGAUGCGUGGCCGACAGCCGAUGUCAGCAGAAAGUGGGAGAGAAGCCGGCCGGGGAUCAUGUGACCAGCAUGCGACGCCACCUCACCGCAACACCCACGAGGCUGAGAUCAACUCACAUGAGCCCCAACAACUGUUCAGUCCGUUGAGUGACGAGGGGGAGGCCGACAAACAUGCUGGCUCACCAACAAUUACGACGGCCGAAAAGGGGUCAUUAGUGGCAGGAGCCCACCGGCGGUCAAUCGUGGAGAGGUCAACGCUAAUCGGCGGCGAACGGGCAGGUCAAAGUUCGUGCCUCGUGCACGGAUAUAAUACCAGGCAGGUAUCAAGGCUGACGCAAUCAAGACCAGCAGGAACAGUCAACGCAUUACGCUGA
Messenger RNA from Spirometra erinaceieuropaei, 1386 nucleotides. Lineage: Eukaryota; Metazoa; Platyhelminthes; Cestoda; Diphyllobothriidea; Diphyllobothriidae. The record is from the annotation of a GenBank genome assembly.